This is a messenger RNA of Penicilliopsis zonata CBS 506.65, 633 nucleotides long. RefSeq lists its product as hypothetical. Gene Ontology annotation, biological process: carbohydrate catabolic process. The coding region runs from base 1 to 633 and encodes 210 amino acids. Lineage: Eukaryota; Fungi; Ascomycota; Eurotiomycetes; Eurotiales; Aspergillaceae. Gene Ontology annotation, cellular component: extracellular region. The record is from RefSeq and is a predicted model, not a curated record. Gene Ontology annotation, molecular function: cutinase activity. The transcript is spliced from 2 exons.
AUGGGAGGACUCCGCGCGCGUGAGGCGGUGCAGAACAAGGCCAAGCGUGAAGCGGUGCAGGAAAAGGCCAAGCGCGCCAGUUCGGUCUCCUCCAUCACAGAGAACGGUGUCACCAGCAAGGCCGCCUGCCAGCCUCUGACCUUCAUUUUCGCCCGAGGAACCACCGAGAUGGGUAACAUGGGAAGCGUUGUUGGACCCCCUGUCGCCUCUGCACUGGCGAGUCUCACCAACAACCAAGUAGUUGUCCAGGGUGUUGAUUACCCUGCUUCCGUUGAGGGCAACGCCGAAUUGGGCGCUUCUGGCGGCCCUACCAUGGCCAGCCUAGUGAAGCAGGCGAUCUCCCAAUGUCCCAACACCACAGUUGUCUUGGGCGGAUACUCUCAGGGCGCGAUGGUCGUUCACUAUGCCGCCAACCAGCUUUCCUCCGGUCAGGUCAAGGCUGCCGUCCUCUUCGGCGACCCGCUCAAGGCCCAGUCCGUGGGCAAGCUGUCCAGUUCCGCCGUGAAGGAGUUCUGUGCCGUCGGGGACCCCGUGUGCGAGAAUGGAUUCAACGUGAUGGCGCACUUGACCUACGGCUCUGACGCUCAGAGCGCUGCGCAGUUCCUCGUUCAGGCUGCUGGGGUUUCGUCUUGA